AUGAACUGCAUAAAAUUCCACCAGGAGGGGUUAUCCAUGGUGCAGCGACUGUCUGCUGGCGGGCUUCCAUGCGCACCAUUUCGGCGUGGACAGGCCAUCUGCAAGGCAGUCCUGCAAGGAGGUUACGUCGGCAAAUCAAGCCUCAGUAAAAGGGUCAAUAGUGAGAGCACGGAACAGCCGCUCAUUCGCCAGCCCUCGUCACGAACGGACAAAUUGAACAAGGAUCAGCUUGCAGCUGUGCUCGCCUCUGAGCAAACCGUCCGAGUUCAAGCGGGUCCUGGGAGUGGCAAGACGCGCGUUGUGGCGGCCCGAGCGCAACACCUCAUCAACGAGCGAGGCGUUGAGGCCCGCCGCAUCUUGGCAAUUACCUUUACCAACAAGCAACACAUGCACGCCUGCACGUCUGCCUGUGAGCAUCAAGCUGUUUUGGUAAAGCCCACAGACUUACAGGACGAGGCAGCGAACGUUCGAAAGGGUAAUGUUAGGCUGCAUAUGGUCUUUGUAUUAAUUGUCAAUAAGGUCGAGAUAAGGUAG
Volvox carteri f. nagariensis is the source of this 534-nucleotide messenger RNA. RefSeq lists its product as uncharacterized. The coding region runs from base 1 to 534 and encodes 177 amino acids. Gene Ontology annotation, molecular function: ATP binding; DNA binding; 3'-5' DNA helicase activity. The transcript is spliced from 3 exons. The record is from RefSeq and is a predicted model, not a curated record. Gene Ontology annotation, cellular component: nucleus. NCBI's taxonomy places the organism in Eukaryota, Viridiplantae, Chlorophyta, Chlorophyceae, Chlamydomonadales, Volvocaceae. Gene Ontology annotation, biological process: recombinational repair.